UUUGAAUUUUGAUUUGAAAUUAGAAUGACGCAAUAUCGCACCACUACAACGGCGCCUUGCUAUUGGCUCAGAAGUCAGAAUUCGAAUGUCAAAGUAUGGAAGUAAACAGUGUGAGUGUGUAAACUUACUAGUGGAAAAAUAUGAAAAAUAAAUAAUUUUACUAUCAAAAUGGAUACUGACGAACCAUUACUUAGUAAUGACGUAUUUAAUGUUAAUGAUAUAAAUGAAAUAGAAGAUUUUCUUAGUGGAUGUGAUGGAGACUUUAUGGUAAAACUCGAAGAGGAACUGGCUUUGAUUGAUAAUGAUAUUAUAGACAUUGAUAAGACAUGUAAAGCAGAGCUUAAAACCUCACCACAGUCUUCGCCAUACUAUAGUAAUUCGAAUUCAGGAAAUCCCUUAGUGUCUCAAUAUUCGCAGAAUACUAAAGUUCCAGUGCAAACAUCACAACCAAAAAGUAGUCCUAUCCUAGGAGUGUAUGGGAGGGAGGAAUCAUAUAAUUUGCCUAACACUAAUAAAACUCCAGUAUCUGAACCACAAUGUGUGACAAAAACGCAUACACAAAGUCCAAUGUUUGUCCAGCAAGUUGUUCAAAGCCCUGUUUAUUUAAAUUUGAGCCAUGGUUUACAACAUUUCCAGGACGGGAGAGUAUCUCUCGUCCAAAUAGAGGGAGCACAACAGCUUAACCAAAAUGCAAAACCACGGACAGCACAGCCAUUGUUAGUUCCAAACAAUACUAAAAAUAUGACACCUGUAAUCAUUAACAAUGCAGAGUCACACUUUUCUCCAGUGAUAUUACAGUCAAAUCAAACAUUGAUGUAUUCCAGUGCCCCAACAAUACAAGGUUCAACAAAAACUGUAUUAACAAAUACAAAACCGGCCACAGAUAGUAUGCCCAUACACACAUUUUUUACGAGCAGCAACGGCCCAACUGUUUUAACAACGGGCAUUCCUGUUGUACUUGAUGGUGAUAAGAUAGCACUAAGCCAGGUACCCGGUACAGGUCCACCUGUUGUAAAAGAAGUUAAGAGGAGUGCACAUAACGCCAUAGAAAGGCGUUAUAGAACUAGUAUCAAUGAUAGAAUCAUAGAAUUAAAAAAUAUGCUAGUUGGAGAAGAGGCUAAGUUAAAUAAAUCAGCUAUCCUAAGAAAAACCAUAGACUAUAUUAAGUAUUUACAAAACCAAAAUUCAAGAUUAAAGCAAGAGAACAUGGCUCUCAAGCUCGCCUGUCAGAAGUCUGGUAUCAAAGAUGUUCCAUUGGAGGGUGCAUACACACCACCCCAUAGUGAUAUCUCCUCACCAUAUCAUUCUUCUAACGGACUUGACAGUGAUUCUCCCUCAUCUCCUGAAUCAAGGGAUGACAUCAAGUAUUCAAAAAUAGUUAUGGGCAUGGGAGAUCAUUCUCGUUUGGCGUUAUGUGCAUUCAUGGUUGGUCUGAUAGCAUUCAAUCCAUUCAGCUCAUUUGUGAGCAGUUUUAUGAUGAACACUCACACACCUGAUUAUAAUUCAAGAAUUGAUCAGAGAAGAAUACUGUCCGACAGUGAUUUGGGUUCAAGCUACUCCAACAGCGCUAUCAUGUUAUUCAACAUGUUCUUGAUAUAUAUUGUCAACUUCAUAUUGUUAGGAGGUUGCCUGGUGAAACUUCUUGUGUACGGGGAUUCUGUGCCUCGACCACAGUCCAAUGAAGCUGGCCUCUUUUAUAAACACAAGCGACAGGCUGAUAACUAUUUGAAAAAGGGCGAUCUGACAAACGCCAGACUAGAACUACACCGGUCUCUAGCGGUAUGUGGGAAGAGUAUACAAUCUGGUGAACGAGGACAUGUGAAGUAUACUGCGUUAGUUGCUGCUGCACUGAGGCAGGUGAUGCAACGGCUACCCCUGGGCGGCUUUCUGGCGCGACGAGCUGGGGACCUGUUCAAUGAUAGCCCUGUGCGGAGAGCUACAAAACACUGGGCAGGCGAAGUAUCGAGUGUAUCCCACCAAUUGGCCCAGUUGGAAAUAUUAUCAAACCACAGUGGCCAAAGUGGGAAAGUGUUAUUGGCCUUGCAAGCUGUUAACUUGGCAGAAGUAACUGGUGACCGACAACUGUUAGCUGAUACAUAUGUGACUGCUGCACUGGUGUUUAAGGAUCAUAUGCCUAAGAUUGGGAAUUGGUUAUGUGGGUACUACUUACGUAAGAGUAGUUCGUGCGCCGGCGAGUGGUCGGUGCGUACGCGCUGGUCUAGUAGCGCUAGAGGUCAGCGCUUCCUCCGCACCCGCUCCUGGACCUACGACAUAUCGCCGCCCGCUACAGCACUCUUCUCCAAGAUGCCCUGCCCUAAUAAUCCGCUGGCGUAUGCUAUGAGGGCGCACCACCUCGAGCUGCUACAGAACAGUUUGCAGAUGUUGUUGUGUGCGGACGAGGGCAGCAAUACCCGGGAUGUGUUGGAUAUGGUGAAGCUGAUCACUGACGACGUCUCCACCGAAGCGCCGCAGCAUACAGGUUACUGGGAUCCAGUGAUGGAGUGGUGGGCCAACCUGGUUGGUGUCGCCGCCACGUGGCUGCUUGCCGACACCAAGUUAGCGGCCGACAUUGGCGACCGGCUCAACAUACUGCCCGAACUACUGGCCGACUGUGAAGACCCGCUACCUGGGGCACUGCACAUGGCCUACAAAAGCCGCCGCGGACUCCUCAGCUUGGUACACUGCAAAGAUGAACGAGCUGCCAAGAAGACCUCCGAUACCAUUCUCAAGGUGUGUGACAUCGCGGGCUCCAGGUUGGCUGACUCGCUGGCCUACUACUGCUGUAAAACACCGACCCAGCUCAUUGUGUUGAUGCAAGUCCUAUGCUGCGACUGGUUGCUGGAGGUCCGGGCGGGAGUGUGGGAGGCCAGUGUGGCGCGAGAGGGCGAGAGGCCCGCGCCGCCCUGCCAGCUGAAGGCCUUCCAGAGAGACCUGCACUCCUUGAGGAGGCUCUCGCAGUCGUUGCCCUGGGUGACGUCACGCGUGUUUCUACAGUCGGCCGUGUGUCGCAUGAUGGCGGGUGCCGCGCCGCGCCGAACGCAGCAGUUAUUGGACGGCAGUCUGAGGCCGAGAAUGAAUCGCUCCUCUAUUAUAUGUGGGAAAGAGCGAUCCCUUGAAACGGGGGGAGGCGAAGGCGAAAGAGCUGUGGCUCUAUAUAUGGCGUGCAAACAUUUACCGGAAGCAGUACUGGCGACGCCGGGAGAACGGGCCGGGAUGUUAGCACAAGCUGCUGCCACCCUGCAGAAGAUAGGACACCGCAGUCGACUGCCGCAUUGCUACCAUCUCAUGAAAUCACUCACCCUACCCUCUGCACCAUGAUAGAAAAUAUGACUACUAUCCGGUUACAACAUCUCUGGACCCUGACGUCACAUAGUCGCUUUGUUAUGGUGUACAAAACAAGCAUCACUAGGAUAUUAUUAAUAAAUAAACAACGAUUUAUUUUACUUAUUAUUAUUACAAUUAAAAAAAUCAAUUAAUGAAUGGGCUAAGUACAAAAAGUAAGUAUUUUUUGUCUGACACAAUUAUUAUCUCACACAGAAGAACAGAAACUACAGAACUAUUAUAUAAAUGAUUUAAGUUUUCUUUAGUGUUAAUUCCGCCAAUAUUUGUUUUAAAUCAAUUCGACGCGUGUUUCUCCUCUACACGAGGCAUCCUCAGGACGUGUUGUCUCGCCGAAAUCUGGCACGAGACUGAUUUGAGUCUCACACGUGUCGAAUUGUUUAAAAACAAAUAUUGGCGGAAUUAACACUAAAGAAAACUUAAAUCAUUUGUAUAAUUAUGGAUUUCCGCAUAGUAACGCCUAAUUUAAUAAUUAUAGAACUGUUAAAACCAAAAGUUAAAACGAUACGAUGAAAUCUUCAAAAACAAAGCAGCGAUAACGAAAAUAUCACAUGUAACAGUAAUGAAACUGCAAACCGUACUAAGGCAACAGGACGAGCGCGAGGGAUGUAAAAAGUGUACAGUUCCAGCGAGGUCCAAAGAUAAUGUGACCGUGUAGUAAAAGUAGCACCAUAACCCAUAUGAAUAAUGAAUGUGUCUUAUUAACUUAUUACAUUUUUUGGUCAGGUUACUGAAACGCCGCUGUGAGUGUAAUAUAGCUUGCUAAUGGAACAUAAACUAGAGAGUGCAUAGCACAUUGAGCGCUAUGGUAUGUCCCAAAACUGACGAUUUAUAUAUUCUAUGAUAAGGAUCAAAUAAAUUUUGUAAUCUUAA
Messenger RNA from Leptidea sinapis, 4212 nucleotides. RefSeq names its product sterol regulatory element-binding protein 1 (gene SREBP). Gene Ontology annotation, biological process: regulation of transcription by RNA polymerase II. Lineage: Eukaryota; Metazoa; Arthropoda; Insecta; Lepidoptera; Pieridae. Gene Ontology annotation, cellular component: nucleus. Gene Ontology annotation, molecular function: protein dimerization activity; DNA-binding transcription factor activity, RNA polymerase II-specific; RNA polymerase II cis-regulatory region sequence-specific DNA binding. The record is from RefSeq and is a predicted model, not a curated record. Bases 169 to 3318 code for a protein of 1049 amino acids. The transcript is spliced from 16 exons.